This is a messenger RNA of Ogataea polymorpha, 6196 nucleotides long. RefSeq lists its product as uncharacterized. The coding region runs from base 1 to 4968 and encodes 1655 amino acids. The transcript has a single exon. Gene Ontology annotation, cellular component: nucleolus. Lineage: Eukaryota; Fungi; Ascomycota; Pichiomycetes; Pichiales; Pichiaceae. Gene Ontology annotation, biological process: maturation of 5.8S rRNA from tricistronic rRNA transcript (SSU-rRNA, 5.8S rRNA, LSU-rRNA); maturation of LSU-rRNA from tricistronic rRNA transcript (SSU-rRNA, 5.8S rRNA, LSU-rRNA). The record is from RefSeq and is a predicted model, not a curated record.
AUGUCCAAAAAAGCCAAAUACGUCUCCAACAUAGACACGGGCGUCUUGCAGCAAUUUUCAGGAUACUUAGAUGUUUUGGAUAAGAAAGAAGAGCCCACACCAGAGUCGUUACAGAGUUUUUCCUCGUUCCUAGCAUCUUCUCAAAACUUAAAUGCUCUUGUUCAGGCCUUCUCAUAUUAUUCCACAGUUAAUGACCAUUCUGGUCUAUCACAGAUAUUGCAAAAACUUGUGAGACUAAUAAGACUUGGAAUUAGCUAUCAAGAGCUUCAUAAACCAUGUUCUACUUUGAUACAAGAUAUCCUAUCAACUCACAAUAUCAAGAUCUUUUACAGAUGUCUUAAUAAUCAAAAAGCUGGAAUCACAAAUCCUGCAUUGAGGUUACUUUCAUCGUCGCUGGAGUUCAGAAAAGGAGCAUAUGUGGAUCUGUUCCUCGACAAUUUCGACCUCUCCCUAAAAGUUCUUCCUCAGCUUCUUGUACCAAUAAAAUCAGAAAUGGAAGAUCCGUCAAAAUGUAAGACUAAAAGCUCCAUUCGCAGCAACUUCAUUUUGUUCUGGGUAUCACUGUGCACACAAGCCAAUCCUUUGACUAGAAAGGACUUGUUAUUCAAUAACAGGAAAAUAAUCACAAAUUGGAUUAAGUACAUGGCAACCCAUGAUUCUUACGACACGAUUAGACAAACUCUCACUUUUCUUGACAAGUACAUCAUAGAGGAACGCUCCUACAAAAAGAUGACCAAGUGCAAGAUAUUUGGAGAUUAUAUUCCCAAGAAGCUUUUGGAAUUGUACGGCGUCGAGGCCGUCCGUGAUGAGGUUCAUGAAUUUUUGACAAAACUAGCAACAGACCAUGAAGUGGGCCUUGUGUUCUCUGAUGACAGAAACAUGACAGAUACAACUGGUGCCUCUGUGACAAUAGGAGACCAUACAUUCAAAAUCCAUAAUAAAUUGAUAUUCAGCCUGAUCGCCAGUUGCAAACCUUGGACUGAUCUAAAACAACUGGAUCUGAUUGUAUCUGUUCUCUCUGCUGUUCCAGAACUAGUUCCUUGCUACAAUUAUAACCUCGGGCAAACAAUCGGGGUUCAUGAUCCCAAACUAUCCGCUUUAUAUAUCGCAGAGUCACUACUUCUCACCAAAAUCAUCAGAUUACCGGUUGCAGAAAAGGUUUUAGAGUCCAAUUCCCCAGCAUCUCUUGUUGUCGAAUACAUCUGUCCUAACUCGUUGAGAAGAACAUCGUUUUCGAAGGCUCUUUCCACUGAUAUUGGUCUGGUGCGUCACAUCGGUUCGCAAUUACUAGUUGAUGUGUUGCAAAAGCUCCAAAAGAGUUACCCAUUCAUGAACCCGGAUGUGAGAAACGAAAUUCUGGAAAUCCUUAUUAACCAACGCUUACCAGAUUUCAGUUUGAUAAUUGGUGCUCUUAACGACUGCUACAAAUCUGAGCCUUACAAUAAGCUUUUGAUCGUCAAUCUAUUGAAAGCGUGCGAGUAUUACCAAGCGGUUCUCAAUCAGUCUGUGCCGAUGACUCUACCAAAAAUCAACCUUGGCCAGGAGAAUGAGUUCAAGGCCAUCGACCUCACGAUUCUUGAAAGCUAUUUGAGGUUCAACUCAGAUUCUCAGCAGAGUAAAUGGUUCAAUGCAGGAACUGCAAAAAACUCGCUAUUCACAACCAUUUUGAGACUGCCAUACCGAUUGAAGGAAGCUCAUAUGCGGACUAAGGUAGUCGGUGUUAUCUCAAACCUCAUCGACUCGUCAUUAUCUUUCGUUGACUGCAGGCAAGAAAACUCCAUUCUGAUCACGCAAGCCUACGCCUUGGUAUAUGCGUUGGAUCAAUUUUCUCGUUACGUGAAAAACGAGGAGGACAUAGAUGCCAUUUGCAAAACACUGGAUGAGGCCAUUUCCAGAGUUAUGAGAACGCCGUACAGAUACAUUGAUAUUACGCGAGAUUUUGGAAAACCGAUGAGCCCGUUUUAUGUUGCUGCCAUUGAACAGGCCAAGUUUGCAACCACCGACAGUGUGAAGGUUUGGGUCAACCUGUUGACAAGAUAUAUGUUCUUAAUCGGAGAACCUUUGGAUAGCAUGAAAAAGGUCUUGUUGAAGUAUUGGUCGGAUGAUCAGUUGCAAUUUGACAAUUUUGAGUCGUCCUUGAAGGAGUUUUGCUCUUUAUUUUAUGGGGAUGAAGAAGUAUCGUUCUUUGAAAUGGUGGUCAAUUAUCCAGUAUCCAAAUUGAAAAAGGCCGUUUCCAGUAAAGUUGCAAUGUCAGAUAUUGAUGCUAUUGGCCUUCUAAGAAGGCUGCAAUUACUAGCUUCCGACGAGACAAUGCGACUUGCAGACAUCGAAUCCAUUGUUGUAGAGUUAUUUUCCAAGCUUGCAAACUAUUUGGCCCAAAGGACUUCUUCACAAUACGACGCUUUUGAUCAAGUUGACCUCUUCAAAACAAAAUACUGGAGCCCCCUGUAUGUCAACGGUGUACACUCAGAAAAACAGUAUUUCGUGGCAGGUUUGCUAAACGAGAUGUUCUAUUCUCUUUUUGAGCUUGACCACUCCAUCCGUGCCAGAUUAACAGACUACGAGAAUUAUGUCCAUAAUUUCAAAUCGCCAGUUAUGGAAGAACAGCAGAUCCUUGCAAGUUCAUUAUGGGUGCUUGAUGAUUCCAAGCUACUUGGGCAUCUAUUUGACCCCACAAUCAUACAGAGCAAAGUUCUUGAGCUGGCUGCUCUUAGAGAUGUGGAAGUUGACGCUAACGAUCUCACUAAAGUGGCAGAUUUUGUGACGGAGACAAGCCUUCAUUUUUAUGUCAAACUCGUUUCGAGGACCAAUUUUGAGGAGUUCCAGAUUAUUACUCUUGCGCAGAAGGCGCAACAAAACGAGCUGGUGUACUCCGCUUUAUCGGCGAUCUUGAGAUCCAAUGCUGAUAAAGCAAGAAUUCUGUUGACAAACCGAGGACCUGCUAUCAACAGCUCAGUGCACGGCCUCAACUAUUUAAUCACACUUAACGAACAUGCAGAAUCAGAGUCGCUACGUUUGGAGUUGGAAAAUAUAGCAACAGAAAAAUUGCAAGACUUCUUGUCCACAUCCACAGCCUCCAAUGUUCCAAUAUAUGUCAAACUUCUCGCAGGCAGCGCGUCCUCCGACUUGUUUGCUCGACUGAUGGAGUUUCCGCCGUUUUACAACAACGCCGCUUACAUAUUUAGCCCAGAAUCUGCCUAUUAUGUUUCUCAGUCUGUUGACAAUGUGGACUUGCUCAAGCAAUGGUGUUCCAAAGCCAUCUUAUACUCCACAAAAAUGUUUGCCGAGAAAGAUACGCUUCCGGAAAAGUUUUUGACGUUCAUCAGCAGUCUCAAGGAACUAUUGCUAAAGAUUGACAUUUGGACUAUUGUUCCGCCAUCGAUUCUCAACUCUCAUCUGGAGGUGCUUUUCUCCGAACAGUGGAUACGUUCAGAAGACAUAUUGCAUUACGCUUCUUGGCUAUUGAUGACCACUACCUCAAAAACCAUACAGCACUCAAAACAUGUUCAACUGUUCAUCAACAAUAAAUUCAAUGUGUUAAAUGAGCUGCCGUCGAAGUCGAACUUGUCCGCCAGAUUCUAUUCGACAAUUAUUCUCUACUACUUGGUGCAGGUCGGGCCAGUUUCCAAUUUUGACGUUGCAAAACGUAUCCUACAGUUCUACUCAGGGUCUCUUCGUGCAGACGACCUGAUUCUUAAACACAUUCUAAUGGAAAUUGAGCAACAUGUGGGACAGAGCUGGCUAGGGUUUGUGGCUGAUUGGGAGUUUCUGGACGCGGACUCUUAUGAGUCGUCCACCACUAGAUUCAUCACAAGCAGUGCACAUGGUCUUAUUGUGAAUCUUUCCAAGAAAUUCAUCAACAACUCAAUUGCUCGAUUUUCUGGCUCCUGUAACGAUUUCUCCCUGCCAGCGGCGAAGAAGCCGACGUGGCAAGACUGGGAAGACUUUUUGGGCCAUAAUUCUGUCAUCCUUGAACACGCAGUCAUCAGCGACAUUUACGAGAGAACCAUAUACGAUCCCGAAUUCAUAAUGCUGUUGAUUGUUAAUAACGACGAGCUUUUCAAGACACAGCAAGAUUACGUGGCAGUGGACGUUCGAAGGCUGGUGGAAACCGACAUCUUGCAGUUCAUCGUGAUGAAUAUGAGCAACUGCAACGAGGAAGUGAGACAUAUUAGCCGCAAAAUCUUGCAAUCAUGUUACCUGACGAUCGAUACAGAACUGAAACAACUUACAGAACUGAAAGAAGACAAGGCGAAGACGAAGGGGUCUGCAGACAGAGCAAAGACAGAUGUGGGCACGCUUCAUCUGUUCUCCUUCAAGGACAGACUGACGUUCAAGGUAUAUUUGGGUAAUCUUCUAUCUACGAAGGAAGAGUGUUCUCCGGUCAUCACAAUAAUGCUCUCCCAUUUGAUUCCGGUUCUAAACAAUCCGGGCCAUUACCUCUAUGAAAAAGCUUACAGGUACAUCUUGGGCGGAUCGAAGUUCCGUCCGUUUGAUAUUCCGUUGCUCAAAGCGGUCACCCAACACUUUGUUGCAGACAAACACCUGGGCCAUUCCAGGUUUGAUGAAAACUACUACAAGCAGCUGUCGUGGGUCAUUAGUACUCUUACAAAGUCUCUGAGUCAUCAGGACGACCUCAAGGUCAUUAACAGAAGCGGAAUACUGGAGUACCUGAUGGCACUCACAGGCUCUCCUUUCUUGAGCUUCAAACAUCAGCAAGAAAUAGUUCAUCUAUUGCACAAGAUAGCCGAGCUCCCUAAUGGAGCAGACCUGCUCAUUAGAUCGUAUGGAGUGCUGAGUUUCACAGAGCUUCAGAGACUCAGACUUUCUACAGACACGGUCUCAAGCAACUUCCAGCUCCUUGAUUGGCAACGCUUUGCCGUCAAGGCGCACGUGACCGCUGAUAAACGGGCUUACGAAUGGACAAGUGAUGAUCUCAAUCGGUCAGUGAAACGAGUCUUGACCUAAGAGUCAACCUCCAUCGCAUCUUCUUGCUUUGCUUCCUUCACCUUCCGGGCCGCCUGCACCGCCUUCGUCAAGAACGAUUCCUUAUCGUUGCCGGUAUUUUCCAGUCGACCACCUUUCAAAAUAACAUGGCCGUGAACUUUGGUGAUGAAGUCGCCGUUUUCGUUGAACACAAGUUCCGAUCCCACAAGCUUGGACCAUUCGCCCUGAUACAAGUUGCUGUUGAGUUGCACUAGCGGCCUGUCCUCUGCCAAUCCGCUUAGUCUGAUGUGGGCAUUUUCUGAAGACGGCUCCUCAAGCGACUCGUCCACCUCCUGCUUUAUAGAAUUCGCAUUCAAAGAACCUUUUUCGAGACUGAUGUACUGGUUAGGCGGGAACUUGAGCGCAAUGUAAACGUCCUCAAAUUCGUCCUCGUCUUCAUGUGCAAGGCCUCGCAUUGGCUACUUGGGCAGCUUUCUUUCGUGCCUCAAUAUCCUCCUUGCUUCCAGCCUCAUACUGUGCAGUAGCAAAGUGCCAGUUCAUCUCCGGACCCCCGCUUAGAAACUCUGUAUUACCGUUCAUCGUCAUAACCCAGCCAUUAGUGUUUUUCUCGUAGCGGUCUAGCGAGCAUGUGCUGGCCUGUAUCCUGGUACUCACGCCAUCACCCCCAUGUUCAACUCUCAAAAACUCCCUUGUACUUUGGUAUCCCAUGAGCGACAUUCCAAGAGCGAUCUUCAAAGCAGCAUGGGUGACAAGGAUCACAGAGGUGACUUGCGGAUACAUCGACUCGACCUUCGGUAUGAACUUCUCCCAAAACAGCCUGCAUCUCUCCAAAAGCUCGUCCUCUUCCUCUCCCUCCAACGAAGGAACAACUGUUUCUGGAAGCCACUCGUCCGACAGAGCUGCAAAAUAUUGCGAAAGCACGUCGAUUGUCGCAGGCUCUGGAAUGUGGGACCUGCUGCGUCUGUACCAUUCCCCAAGCCCGCGGUCUAGGUAUAUUUUCAGUCCCAGCUUUUUCGCCGUCGGCUCGAUUGUCUCAAUACAUCUGUAAAAAGGACUCGAGAAUAUUAAUUCUGGUUUAGGCUCCAGUUUGUCGCAUAUAUAGUCGGCCAGUUCGUGGGCCUGUUCCACGCCAUGGGGAGCGAGCAAAGGGUCGCUCUCGUUGUCUCCUAGCGGACUGUCGCGCUGCUGAUCUUCUGGAAGCCAGUUUUCACGGUACCCGUGUCUAACAAUGUAUAUAGUCUUGAGUACC